This is a messenger RNA of Talaromyces rugulosus, 315 nucleotides long. RefSeq lists its product as uncharacterized. The record is from RefSeq and is a predicted model, not a curated record. The coding region runs from base 1 to 315 and encodes 104 amino acids. The transcript is spliced from 3 exons. NCBI's taxonomy places the organism in Eukaryota, Fungi, Ascomycota, Eurotiomycetes, Eurotiales, Trichocomaceae.
AUGUCCGCCGAUCUCGACGAACUAGCCUACAACCUCUCCCCCUCCGAAUCCUCGCCCGGCUGGCCCACUGCCGCCGAUCUCCAGCACGGCUCACGCGAGCGCAAGGAAAAGGCGUGGCGGCAUGUUUUGCUGGGGAAGCAGAUUGUGAGUGUUGUUGAGAAGGGGAUGGAGGAGACGCAAGUGUCCCAGUCAAUAUUACCGGAGAACCAUCGGUUUAUCGGUGUUGGGCGACUGGAGCUCAUGGAUUAUAAUGAAGAUCGACUUACUAUUGAUGUGGAUGAGAAUACGGUGGUGAGAGAAGUUAGUUUCAGGUAG